Molecule: messenger RNA, 4253 nt
Organism: Drosophila subpulchrella
Lineage: Eukaryota; Metazoa; Arthropoda; Insecta; Diptera; Drosophilidae
Exons: 2
Coding region: 888-3002 (704 amino acids)
Molecular function (GO): endonuclease activity; protein binding
Source: RefSeq, a predicted model, not a curated record
UAUUUACUUUCUUAAAUUGUUUAGCUCUGUUAACAGGUGUUAUUUCUUACUUUAUUUUUUGUAAGUGAUCUGAUAAAGGUUGUUUUUUUGCGAGAGUCACCAUUGUUUUUUGUGUUUAUUGUUUUUCAUUUGAUAACCUGCAAUUGCUCAUUCAGCGUAAAUUUUUUAAUGCAAACGACCGUAAGUGCACUUUUGACAGCCGUGCAAAAUGGUAUGGUUCAUGUUCGAUGCCCGAUGUAAUACAAAAACAAAAAAAAAUUGCAAACGUAAUCGCUUAUUUAUGUUAGUCACUGCGUUUGUUUACUAACAACGCGAAAACAAUAACAAAUAGAGACCUCAAAGCGCUAUCGCAUAACAAAACAAGGGGCCUAGUGACCUUGGGCCCCAUUAUUUCAGCCUUUGGCGGGAACUAGUUUCGGUUUCAACUUCAAGAGAACCCAUGGCAAAAUCAGAAACAGCAACAACACGUGUGGCGCUCACACAGAUCAAGCUACUGCGCAAAGCAUAUCGCAUAGAGCGUGCUCGUAAGCCAAUUAUGUGCCAAAAUGCGAAUGGGAAGACUUACACUAAAACCGGUUUUAAAUGUGGCGCUCAAAAAGUACAGGCCAACAAAAAAUACCAACUGGAAUGCCAAGCAUCUGGCAGCACUGCAAGUGGCAGCACUGGAAAAUGCACUGGAAAUCAUCGAACUAUCGAAGAACGCCUCUUGUUAUCGAAACCUAUUUAUAUUUUUGAAUUAAAUUAAAAUUUUAACAAAUAUAAAUAGUUUUCAAGCCAAUUUAGGAUGUGCAAAGAAGAGAAGGCCUGCUAAGCUAAGCUAACCAUUGUUUGCAAUUGGAGCAAGCGAGUGUGUGAAUGGGUAAAAAUCAAUACGCCGAGCAGCAGCGAUGGAGCAGCGCGCCAACUUCCUGGCCCUGACCCUCCUGGACGCCCUGGAGGACGAGAACGAGUCGGACAUCAUGUCGAUGCUGGAGAGGAAUAGCAUAAAUGCUGGCAUAGUGCCCUGCGAUCGCGGUUUGGCCCCGCUGCACUAUGUUUGCGGCAUGCGAAAUGGGGAGCUUGCCCAGCGGAUCCUGGAGCGGUUCCUCGAGUGUCCCGAUCUCGAUGUGGAUGCCCUGUGCGAUGGCCAGACAACGGCGCUGCACAUCGCCAGCAUCUAUGGGCGGGCGGAGCUGGUGAGGAUGCUGCUGGAGCGUGGUGCUCGUGCGGAUCUGGCCGACGAGGAGAACAAGCUGCCCGUGCACUAUGCCAUCGAGGAAUGCCACUUCGAGGUGCUGCAACUGCUGCGGGAUCACAUCUUCCGCGAGAAACAGCACCAGAAGAAGCAAAAGCAGCAACAGCGAGUCGACGCUCUGACGCCCAAUCAGCCGAGGUACAACCACGAUGUCACCUCGCCCUACUACAUCAAUAUCACCCACAGGCGGCAUAGGCCGCAGCCAAAGUUCCCGGAACCAGAGGAGGAGAUCGAUGGCACACAGAUUCCCCCAUUGCCGGAUGAGGAGUCGGUCAAUCUGUUCGCCCUGACCGAGGCCCAUCUCACGCAGCUCAUCCAGAGCCAGCGGGAGAACCAGCCGGAGGAUCCCGAUCAGCCAAAGCGGCGCACCCUCAUCGAAAGCUGGCGCGAGAAGGUCGAGAGGUCUCGUGCCCGCCAAUCCCUGCUGCAUCAGUACGACGAGCAUGUGGAGGCGCUGGUGGACGAGGCCCUCGAGCAGGAGGACUUCAGCUACGAGCAGCACCUGCAACAGCAGCUGCGCGGCGAAGAUAAUCCCAAGGAUCAGGGUGAGGAAGCUCCUUGCUCGGGUCGCCAGGUCUUCGAGUUGCUGGUGGAGCAAGUCGCCCAGGCGGUCGUGGAGCCGGAGCCAGAGCACAGCUUCUUCACGGCCCAGGGUGAGGAGGAGGCAGCCGCUUCGAAUAACUCCCCACGCCAGGAUGAAUACUUCCUGCAGAUCAAGGAGGCCUACGUUCACACCGAUGACGAGAAUGGUUUAGUCUUCUACGAGGCCAAGUUCCUACAAAAUGCCGAGAAGCGGGAGGCGGCUGACCAAGCCAUCAAGGAGAAGAAGCCCGAUUUGGACAGCACGGUGAGCACAAAUCAUACCGUGCCACUGGACUACGAAACGGAUGCCCUGCGACGGGAGUUAACCCAAAUGGGUGCUCCGGUUGGCCCCAUUACGAAGACAACCAAGCGGCUGUACAUCAAGCAGCUGAUCAAGUACAAGCGGAAUACGGAGGCGCUACUGGCCGCCCAAAAGCACGCCCAGGAGGCGCAAAUCCGCUACUCGGUGGAGCUGCAUCGCACUCUCCGAUCGCCGGAGGACUUUGCCCGGAUCAGCGAGUACUUGCCGCACGAGGCAGCCUCUGCAGCGCAUUUCGCCAAGUCCGGCGUACCGAAGAAGAACCUGCGGGAGGGCCAUCUCAAGCAGAGCUUCAUCUACAUGUUAAUCGAUCCGCGCAUCUCGCGAAAUCUGCCCGGCGAGAGUGCUUUUCUUGAAAAGUUCGGAGUGUGGCAGCGGUUCCUUGACUCCAUUUUUUACGUGGGCAAGGGCAAAUCCUCGCGGCCAUAUGCUCAUCUCUACGAUGCCAUGCGCCAGCACACUCGACUCCAUCAGAAGAGGGACAAGGAGAAGAAGAAUAAGGAUCGUGGCGGUGGAUUUCGCACCCUGCAGCCGGAUGUUUUCCGCUCGCCGCCACCGGGUGAUGGCAAAAUGGGAAGCCGAAAGCUGGAGCGCAUCCUGGACAUUUGGCAGCACGGCAAUGGAGUCGUAUGCUUGCACGUCUUCCACAACAUCUUGCCCAUUGAUGCGUAUACCCGCGAGGCUGCUAUUAUAGACGCCUUGGGUCUGACGCACCUCACGAACCUAAAGCGCGGGGAUUACUACGGUCCUGCCCAGUCGUGGACGAUGAAACAGAAGAAGCAACUGGGCAUCGCACUGCUCCUCAAGGCCAUGCACAUUUAUCUGGCGGAGGGAGAAUCCCAGCUGUCGCCUAGCGACCUUUUAUAAUAAGGGAAUCAAAGUAGGAUGAACUGCAACCUGGCAAUUGGCACCAAGUACAAAGUGCAGUGGCGCAAUUCGAACAUGUUCAAAGCUUGAUCUCAAGAUUGUUUUUAGUAGGAAAUGAGGCAGAGAAUAGAGAACCAUAAUAAUAGGGUAUUUUCAAAUGCAAAGUUCAACUGCAAAAUAGUUGUAAAUUAAUUAGCAUCUCUAAGCUUGAAACUGAAACUUUGAAAUAUUUAUUUUUAUUGAAACGUCACUACAAUUUUGGCGGCUAGUCUUUAAAUAUGUGCACAUUUAUUUCAACAAACCAGUCAUUUCUGGUAUUUACAAAAUCUUGUAUUUAUAUAAGAUUUAUUUGAUUUUAAAGGAAUUUAAUUUACGUAGAAAAAUAAAUAAAGGCUUGAUAAAUGGUACAGAAAUACAUGUUUCUCAAUUACCAUAUAUCGCAAUUUGGGAAAUUUUGGAAUAAAUAAUUUUAAAUAUAAACGAAGAUUGCUUAAACGGAAAUCAAACAUUUUGCCUGUUUGUUUCUACUUAUUUUUAUUUUUGUAGGGGCUUAAUAAUUAAAUUAUUUAAGGCCAUAUGCUUGAGGCUGGCACCCCUUUCUUCCUUAAAAAGUUUAGAAAUUUAUAUUGAUAGAUACACUGGGCUUGAAAGAAAAGAUGUUUUCCUUUUCUGUAAGACUAUUCCUUGAUUCUACUGCAACAAGUGGUUGCAUAUCUCCUUUAUUUCAAUAAUAUUUAUUAUAAAGGCCAAACACAAAAUAAAUCAGUUGUACCCUAGAUAAUUCAUAAAACAAAAUAUGAAAUACCGACGAAAUGUUCUUAAUUCGAUUGUGCAACGUCCGGUUGCGCCCUUUCGGUGACCUUCAACUCGCCUGCAAGGAAAUCCACCCUUAGGAAACAUCCCCAAAUAAAUUUGUGCAUCGGCAGCAGUCCAAACACACAGCCUGAAUCACAACUACAAGAACAAAGGAGCCUAAAAGCAUGCUGCACCUUUUGGCCAGCUGCAAAUUCGUUGCUUGAGAUAUUUUCGCGUGCGUGUGCGCAUAUAAUUCCCAACUGCUUCUGGCGCCGCCAGCAUGGAGCGGAGGUCGAAUGUCGGUGUAUGGUUAUCUUUGCGCAGUGGCAAUACCGUAACCGAUGAAGUUCUACUGAGGUGCGGUUAUUGCUAGUUGAAAACUUUAACCAAUACCCCGCCAUGGGGACGUGAAAUACCGUCCACUACGGCAAUUUUUGGAAGCCCGAGAGGGCUAAU